AUGAGCCUUCUUGAAGAAUCCACAGGGCUUUUGAGUGAUUUGGAUGAGGGUGACGUGCUGAGUAAUAGCACACCAAACAUUAGCAGAAUAGAAGCGAGUGGAAAUGAAUCUGCCAAGGAGAUAAUCGAAUCUGGUGAUAUUAAUGACAUUAUAGAGCAGGAUGAAAUAAAGAAAGCAUCUGGAACUCCUGAGUUGAAGCGCUCUAAUUUAGAGAUCGGAAAUGAGGCAGAAGAAGAAGAGAACGGUUCUCAAGAAAGAACGUUUGACGAAACUGGCGAGCUCGGAGAAGAAAUUGAAUACCCAUCAAACACAGAAGGGGAACAACAGAAGGAAGUUUGGAAUCACACCUCGCUUGAGGGUGAAAUUUAUGAUGAGGAUCAAGAAGAGCAUCAAGACGACACCCAUGACGACGCCCAUGACGACAAUGACGACAAUGAAAGUGACAACGACAAUGACGACGACAAUGACGAUUACGAGGAUGUUGAACUAAUCGGUUCAAGGCAGAUAUCAGUCGUUGAAAUCGACAGUGAAGACGAGAUUGAAAAUCUUGAGGAAACCGAAGCUUUAACGAAAGAGGUUAACGGAUCGCCCAGCACACACGAUCGGGCCCGAUCCCUUCAAAGUCCCAUUAUCGUCGAGACAGCCGAAGCCAAAUAUCUCUUGAUUGCCGAAUCUGAGGAUGCGGCUGAGUAUCCUGACCUUCAAUGGCUCUUUGAGAGAGAGCAAAUCGAAUCUUGGCUGCUCUUCGACUUUCUCAACGCCCUACGCCAAAGUGAUGUGUUUGAAGAUUUGAAGCCUCUUAACGAAGACGAUCUUUUGAAUGUAUCGUUUGACAAUCUAUUGACGGUUACGCUAGGGGAUCAUCGUACCUCUGAUCUCGAUCUUAUUGAGGUACUACUAGCUACUCAAAAUUACGUCACGAAAAGAAGCGAAGAUGACACUCCACUAACACUAACUCUCAGUCUUGACGAGAGCCCAGUGGCGAUCUUUGAUAGACUUUCUCGAGAGGUGGGCCGCAAACGCUCCAUAUCUAUGGAAGAGGAGAGAAAUGUGAAGCAAUUGCGGCAUUCGAUGGACUCAUAA
Messenger RNA from Candidozyma duobushaemuli, 1083 nucleotides. RefSeq lists its product as uncharacterized. The coding region runs from base 1 to 1083 and encodes 360 amino acids. The transcript has a single exon. The record is from RefSeq and is a predicted model, not a curated record. NCBI's taxonomy places the organism in Eukaryota, Fungi, Ascomycota, Pichiomycetes, Serinales, Metschnikowiaceae.